This is a messenger RNA of Monopterus albus (swamp eel), 6079 nucleotides long. RefSeq names its product tubulin tyrosine ligase-like family, member 4 (gene ttll4). Gene Ontology annotation, molecular function: tubulin-glutamic acid ligase activity; tubulin binding. Gene Ontology annotation, cellular component: ciliary basal body. The record is from RefSeq and is a predicted model, not a curated record. NCBI's taxonomy places the organism in Eukaryota, Metazoa, Chordata, Actinopteri, Synbranchiformes, Synbranchidae. Bases 875 to 4171 code for a protein of 1098 amino acids. Gene Ontology annotation, biological process: protein polyglutamylation; microtubule cytoskeleton organization. The transcript has 21 exons.
GCGCCAUAAACUAAUGUUUGGUGCUGUGACUGCUGUUCGGCAAUUGGGGGAGCUCUCCUUCAAAUGUGAACCCCGAAGCUUGGCGGAACAUCGACGAUCUUUGGCGGCGAUGUGUCACUUGGACUUUUCAGCCAGCCACUGCAGUGUGACAAGAAAGUAACGUGUAGCCGCUCGCCAGACCAGCUACAAAAACAUGUUUGGGAUAUUAUGCCGGACUAACUGGUUUCAGUGGUGAAAGCUGGUAGUUGCCUCCAGGGAAGCAAAUGGGGAUGAUGCCAGCACUCGAUGGACACGGCUCUCUCUCAUCCAGGCCUGGUACCCUAGUGUGAGCCAAGUAUGCAGUGUCACAUUUCAUCUCCAAAGUAGUUAGAAAGAACCCGCUUCUGGCUCAGUGUGCAUCAGCUAAUAACAUCAAGACUCGUUGGCCUUGUAUCAGACUUUGUCGAUGUGGGAACCACUUUGCCUCUAGAAGAAAAACUUAAGUGCCUGCCUGUUUGAGCCUCACGUAAAGGCUUAAAACCUUACAUCAUUACUUUGCAGCUCAGGUGCAAGCCCAAGUGUUAUACAGCUGUCACUGCAUCUGUGGCAGCAGGCAUGAGUGGUGUUUGUCAGGAUUUUUCAAGAACUUGUAGUCAUUCUACAGCAAUUAACAGAAAAUUUGUAACACUGUUCAGCUGGAGCUGACAUCUCACAAGCCAGUUCCACCGAAGAACUUCUCGCUGAGUGAGGAGCAGCACAGGAGGAACAGGGGGUCUUAGGGAAUACAACCUUCCUCAGGCUUGACAAACUGAUUGAUUCCUGUCCCAACUAAUACCCUUGACCCUGUACUCAGCCCUUCAGAAAUAUCUUUGAAACAUCUUAGUUUGGUGGUACCAUGCCUACCAACCAGUCCUCCCCAUGGGGUGGACCGAAGCUUCAGGCUUAUUCCAAUGAAGAUAGUCCUACUACUACUACCUUGCCCAGAAAUAAUGCCAGAACAACCUCAGCCACUAAAGUGCCUUUUAGUCAGGCUUCCCUAGAGAUCUCUGGGCAAAAGGUCCAAGCCAAACCUCUCUCCUUUAAUGUUACUUCAUCUUCUUCCCCCUUGAGGCAGACAUCAUCUGGGGUUUCUACAUGGGAGAGUGGGGAUGAAAAUAAAAUCAACACCCAGAGCCAGUUCACUGCUGUUCCAAAUGGAUCUCUAGCCCUGCCACAGCAACAUAAUGGGAUUCAAAUCCCAAACCAGGUACUGGCAGCAGGACUGAAGGAGUCUGGUAGCAGCCUCACAAAGACCAGUGACCCUUCCUCCAUCCAAAAGAAAAAAUGUCAAGUUGGAACUAAUAUCCAGCUGCAGAAAUGCAUGUCACUCCAAACUGGUCAACCUGGAAAUGGUUUAGCAGUGAACAGACAUCGGGCUGCAAUGGACAACACACCACUAGGAUUGGAGCAUUUUUUGUCAGUUUGUCAUCAAGACCUGUUGAUUAAAGGACAGCGUAGUUUGGAGUACACUAACAAGUUGAUGACUGAAGCUGCAGACUGUUCCUUCUUGCCGUCAGAGCCUUCUUUAUGCCUUACUCUCUGUAAAUGUCAGGGGGCAGCACUAGGAAAGGAUGCCUCCAGCCUUGAUGGCACAAAUAUAGACAGAAGCGCAACAAGAGAAACAAGCACAAAGAGGUGCCAUUCAGCUAAACCUCCAACAAAAUGCAGUCAGACACAUAACGGUUGCACAGCAGUAACUGAUUUGAACAGUCAGUUGAUAGUAAGAGGUGGUUCUCCAGCUCUUUUGGCAUCGAAUGCAAACAGCAAAUGCCAAUCAAUAGCUUCACCAGAUGCAACCAAGCAGGGCCCAGAAACUCAGGCUCCUCUGGGAAGAACCCUGUUAACAUGCAGAGGAACCGGUCCUCCAGCGGCCAGUCCCUUUCCAAAUGGUGCUGUGCCUCCUGUACUCAGUGACAGUGUCAGUGGCACGCAGGAGCAGCAUCCCACAGCGCCAGAUGUGAUCCCAGCUUUAGGAUUCAGUUCCCACAACAUGAAACCAGAAAUGGCCAGUGACAGUCUCUCUGGGUGUGUGACAGGAACCUUGGUCAGCUGUGUGACCUCUCAGAUCUCCACUAUCCACCUCACCAAGCAGGGACAGCCUGCCCCCAUGUUGCCUUCAUCUCCAUCUCCUUCCUCACCUUGGCCAACAGAGGAGCAUCUGGUUGGAGAGACUCAGCUGUCUGGGCCAGAGGUUGUUAUGCAGGUGGAUGGGGCUGAGGAAGAGCUGCCUGAUGAGUUGGAAAACGCCUGCAGUGACAUUGAUGAUUCAGACUGUUCAUCUAUCAGUGGCACCUCAUCCACAGCAUCUCUUGCGCUCCUUUCUGGUGUUGAGGAGCCGAUGUCAGUGGGGGCAGAAGAUGAUCGAGAAGAGCGACCAGCGCUGGUUCCCAGUUUGUUCCCCUUCAUCCCUCCAACACUCUACUUUAGCACAGCCAAUGAGAAAGUGGAGCUUCUGCCUGCAGAACAAAGACGGCUGUUAAAAUGGAAGAUGAGCACCGUCACUCCUAAUGUUGUCAAACACACCAUUGCCAGGUCACACUUCAGAGUCACCCAGAAAAGCCAUGACUGGCUGGGCUGCUGGGGACACCACAUGAAGUCUCUUGGCUUUAAGGCCCUCAGAGAGCACCAGAAGCUGAACCAUUUCCCAGGAACAUUUCAGAUUGGUAGGAAGGACCGGCUGUGGAGGAACCUGUCAAAAAUGCAGGUUCACUUUGGAAAACGAGAGUUCAACUUUUUCCCCCGGACCUUCAUCCUUCCGCAGGACAUCAAGCUGCUUCGCAAGGCCUGGGAAGAAGGUGGCUCCAGGCAGAAAUGGAUUGUCAAACCACCUGCAUCAGCCAGAGGAAUAGGAAUCCAAGUCAUCCACCGAUGGAGCCAGAUGCCCCAUAAGAGACCACUGCUGGUCCAGAAAUACCUUCACAAGCCCUACCUCAUCAGUGGUAACAAGUUUGACCUGCGGAUCUACGUCCAUGUAACGUCCUAUGACCCACUCAGAAUUUACGUCUUCUCUGAUGGACUGGUUCGAUUCGCAAGCUGCAAGUAUUCGUCUUCCAUGAAGACACUAAGUAACAAGUUCAUGCACUUGACCAACUAUAGCAUCAACAAGAAGAACUCUGAAUACCAGAGUAACAGCAACGACAAGGCCUGCCAGGGACACAAAUGGGCAUUGAAGGCCUUGUGGCAGUAUCUUGGUUUGAAGGGAGUUAACACCACUCUGAUAUGGGAGAAGAUUAAAGACAUUGUCAUCAAAACCAUCAUUGCGUCAGAACCACAUGUCAACAACCUGCUGAAUAUCUAUGUUCGGGCACCUUACAGCUGCCAUGAGCUGUUCGGCUUUGACAUCAUGCUGGAUGAGAACCUCAAACCCUGGAUCCUGGAGGUCAACAUAUCACCCAGCCUCCAUUCCAACACAGCGCUGGAUGUUUCCAUCAAAGGUCAGAUGGUCAGAGACCUACUGAACCUGGCUGGCUUUCAUAUUCCUCAAAGGGAAGAUGUGGUCGCCGCUUGCAGCAACACCUCCAGCUUCACCGGCAGGGAGAGGAGCAUGCCAGAUCUGUCUGCUGAUGAGAAAGUCAAACGGGCCUUUUACCUCACACAGCGUUAUGCUGACCAGGACUUCCUGUCUACGGUGUUGGAUGUUCUGACUCCGGAGGAUGUUCGUGUGCUAGCAGAGAGCGAGGAUGAGAUGAAUCGUCGAGGGGAGUUUGAGCGAGUUUUUCCAUCACCGUCAUCGUCCCGCUACCUUCGCUUUUUCGAGUGUCCGCGAUACCCCAACAUCCUGUUGGACCAGUGGGAGCAGAAAUACUGGAACAAUAGGACACAGGGUAUCAGUCUGCUGAGAUCUCUGUGUCAGGAAGGAAUCCAUCUGGGAACCAGUAACCCUGCUCACAUAUGGUCCAAGUGUAGCUUCAUCUCCAAGUUGGAACCUGACCGAAAAGGCCUCGUCAGCCCAUCCAAAUCCAGGGUUCUGGUCAGCUAUCAGCACCGGUCCCAUCAUGGUGACGAUGACGACGGCUCAGACAGAGAGGUCGCUUCAGUUUCCAGCCAGUCUCUUUCUCCCAGUCCUGGAUCAAGCGUCACCAGCAGUGGCUGUGCAAGCCCUCAGCCCAGCCUCAGCCAGACCCUGCUGCCCCAGCAGUUUGCCUCACUCUGAUGAUCUAGUUUGCUACCAUGAUGUUCAGAACACAGAACUCAGGGUCUCAUUUAGCCCUAUCCUCUUCCGAAGUAGCCUUCUAAAGGUCCAUGUCUGUUAGCUGUAAAACACUUCCUCUGGACAGGAAGUGUACUCAGCAGUCUUGACAAACACCAUAGAAGGGAGUGUUAAAUAAAAGAAGCAUACAGUAACUACUGCAGACAGAAAGUGGCUCUUUAUUAAAUAGAGGAACUUUCUGAGCAUUACGGCGUUUUAGUGCUAAACAUCAUAAUGGGUGUUGGCUGAUGGUGGUUUAUCCUUUUCUAGCUUUAUUCUCACCCUCCAUCACUUCAGAGUGACUAAAAAUACAAUACUUAAAGCACAACAUCAGUGUUUUUAUAAUUCAGCCGUUUGGCUGAGCAGGAGAAGUGUAGUAGAAACAGACUUGGCAACUUAACUAUGAUGCACAUGAAUCAUGUGACUUAAAUGUUCACUGAUGAGCUAAAAACAUAGCAGUAGAACAAAGCAGAUCCGAGGGGAUGAUGAUGUAACUUUAUUCAAAUUAGGUCAUAAAGCAAACACUAUAUUUCCUACAUGUUUUCUUUUUUUUUUUCUUUUCAUUCUUUGAAGUUUGACUAGCCGUGUUUUGAAUAUGUAAUCUUGUUAUACCCUCUUCUGCUAUUUAAUAGCGCCCAAGUGAAAAAUUAGCUAAGCCUCCUGAUAUUCAUUAAACAGUAGUGGAUGGAAACGUACAUUUUAAGUAAUCUGUCACAGUGAGCUUUUCUUAAUUUGCUUAAUUGGCAUUGAUCCAUGGUAAUGCGGUGCAGACUUUUUACAUGGGUCAGCUGUGCAACCAUGUGAGCUGUACAGUGGUAGGAGCAACAUGAAUGGUGUGACAGUCUGAUUUAUUAUGUUAACUUUUUGAUGUGAACAUUCUUAAGGCUGUGUUCAGGAAAACACUUUGAGAACAAUAGACACACAAGGACGCCUCUCUACUGGCACAGCAGAGAACAAGCAAACAAAACGUUGAACUCAGCUCAACGUUUUCUCAGCACGGUGUCAGUGGUGCUGAACUGGCCAGUCCAAUACAGUAUCUUAAUCCACCUUGCAGUGUUUGGCUUCAGACAAGUCUUUGAACUCAUGGAUGUAUUACUCAGACUAGGUGGUACUUCUUGUCUGUGUCCGUAGCCACAUGCCCCCACAUAUGUUGUAAACUCGCCUGUAUGAUCUCCGGAUCCUGUCUGGCCACACAUCUGUCCUCACUGGCCUUUGAUACUAAACUGUAAAUAAGAAAUGGGCUUCCUCACAACUAAUACCACAGGGCAGUGUUGGAGUAGACUAUAGGUUUGUGCAUUUUAUGCGCACACUAGCACAAAUAAACCUGAGCCAGCAAUACCUUACAGAAAGAAUACAGUGGUCCAAAGUUGAUAUUUAAUGAUGCAAUGCUGUGAUUUUUUUUGUACCAAGUCUUUAAGUGUUCAUUUAAAAGACUGCUAAUGUUUUGGUGUUGAUCACACAGGUAUGACGUUUGUAGCCUGAUGGACUUUUGUGUGUGCAUGAAAGCAGAGAGGAGUUAAAGAAAGGGGGCCCCAGAGGACAACUGGAGGGAGGGAUGGGGCUGCAGGAAAGUCUGGCGGUGUGUGUGGAGAUCUCUGCAGCUUAUUUCAAACAUUUUUAAAGUGUUGGUACUGACAUUUAUUGUCACUGAUUGAUGUUGGUGUGUUUUACAAAACCUCAUUUUGAUUCAUGAUGUUUACUUGCAGUAUGUAAGAAAUACUUGAAGAUGAAACUGAUUGCUCAGGGUCGUGCAUGUUAGUAGACAAAAAAUUAACAUUACGCACGAUGUUUGUAAUUUGAAUUCAGAGCAGUUUAACAUGGCCAUUUUGAAGUAAUCUGAUCACAGGAACCUGAUUAAAAUUUUAAACCAGG